Molecule: messenger RNA, 830 nt
Organism: Solanum verrucosum
Lineage: Eukaryota; Viridiplantae; Streptophyta; Magnoliopsida; Solanales; Solanaceae
Product: 20 kDa chaperonin, chloroplastic-like
Exons: 5
Coding region: 5-763 (252 amino acids)
Biological process (GO): positive regulation of superoxide dismutase activity
Cellular component (GO): chloroplast; mitochondrial matrix
Molecular function (GO): protein-folding chaperone binding; protein folding chaperone; transition metal ion binding
Source: RefSeq, a predicted model, not a curated record
AGAAAUGGUAACAACUCAGAUGGCAGCAUCAUCCAUAUCUGCUAAAGGGUUUGUUUCAUUUGAAGGACUUAGGUCUACUAGUAAUGUAAAGAUUGCAUCUUUUGGUCAUUUGAAGCAGAAUAUGAGGUUUUUUCAUGGACUUGUUGUUAAGGCUGCAACUGUUGUUGCUCCUAAGUACACUUCAGUUAAACCUUUGAGUGAUAGAGUUUUGGUGAAGAUUAAGACUGCAGAGGAGAAGACUGUUGGUGGUAUCCUACUUCCAACAACAGCACAGUCAAAUCCACAAGGAGGUGAGAUUGUUGCUGUCGGAGAGGGUCGUUUAAUUGGGAAGAGUAAAGUGGAAAUUAGUGUGAAGACUGGUACCCAAGUGUUGUACUCAAAAUAUGUGGGAACCGAAGUGCAGUUUGAUGGAUCAAAGCACCUGAUCUUGAAAGAGGAUGACAUUGUUGGUAUUCUCGAAACAGAAGACAUCAAAGACCUGCAGCCCUUGAACGACAGAGUUCUAAUCAAGGUGGCCGAGGCUGAGGAAAAAACUGCUGGAGGAUUGUUUUUGAGUGAGUCCUCAAAGGAGAAACCUUCGAUUGGCACGGUAGUAGCCGUUGGUCCCGGUCCUCUUGAUGAGGAAGGAAACAGGACAUUACUUUCAGUAUCCCCUGGAAAUACAGUUUUGUAUUCCAAAUAUGCUGGCAAUGACUUCAAAGGAGCUGAUGGCUCUGAUUAUAUCACAUUAAGGGCAUCUGAUGUAAAGGCUGUGCUUUCAUAGAUGAAUAAUCACUCUUUUCGAUCGAAGAAGAAUUGAAGAGAGGUGAUUAGAGAGAACAUGACACAUC